This is a messenger RNA of Platichthys flesus (European flounder), 2648 nucleotides long. RefSeq names its product microfibril-associated glycoprotein 4-like. Lineage: Eukaryota; Metazoa; Chordata; Actinopteri; Pleuronectiformes; Pleuronectidae. Gene Ontology annotation, biological process: elastic fiber assembly. The record is from RefSeq and is a predicted model, not a curated record. Bases 113 to 826 code for a protein of 237 amino acids. The transcript is spliced from 5 exons.
UCAAGUUACACUUCAAUGUGUUGGGCAUUUGCACAGAGACGGGUCUCUGUUGACUCCAUGUAGACAGCCAGAAGAUUCAGGAUUACUGCAAACUCACUGCAUCACAUCAAUAAUGGGUUUUAUUGUUUUACUUCUUCUGAUCCCAGCUGCGAUCUGCUCACCAGUGUUACUUCCAGUUGACUGCAAUGACGUGUACAACAGAGGUUCUGGUAAUAGUGGGGUUUACAGCAUCUUCCCAGGAGGACCGCUCUCCUCUGUCCAGGUCUACUGUGACAUGGGCUGUCAGGACGAACCUGAUGGUGGUAAAUGGACAAUCCUCCAGAGAAGAAAGGAUGGCACCAUCAACUUUUAUCGUGGAUGGGACCAGUACAGAAAUGGAUUUGGACAAGCAUCUGGAGAAUACUGGUUGGGUCUGGAGAACAUCCAUCUCCUAACUCAAAGUAAGAGCUAUGAGCUGAGGAUAGAAAUGGUAGACUUUGAAGGGGCAAAGGCUUUUGUCCAAUAUUCCUCGUUCACCGUGGGUCCAGAGCACGAGGGCUACACACUCACCUUCAGUGGCUUCAAAGAUGGAGGAGCUGGAAAUUCCCUGAGUGAACAUAACAGUCAGAAGUUUUCUACAUUUGACAAGGACCAGGACACCCAUUCUUCCAACUGUGCCAAGGCCUACCUCGGCGGAUGGUGGUACGGAGGAUGUCACAGCGUUAAUCCUAAUGGUCUUUACUUGUGGGGCAGCUCAGCCUAUGGGAUAGGAAUCAAUUGGCAUGCUUGGAAAGGAUAUGAGUACUCAUUGAAAGAAAUUACAAUGAAGAUAAAACCCAAACUGUAAUAUUAAUGAUGAGCUAAUAACCCCUUUGAUCAUGUGUGGUAUGACCCAAGGAAAAAUCCAUGACAUUUUGGUGUGGAUCCAUAUCCGGAUUUGUUUUCUGCUCUCUCUUUGGAAGAGAUAGAACUUAGAUAGGGAAUUUAGAUAUGGUUUCAUUAGAGGACUGUACGGGAUAUGUAACAUGUUGACCACAAUAUGAUCAUGUUUAUUUCCCCUUUGAUUGAUCAUGAUUGAAAUCUCAUACAAUGUAACCUUGAUCAUGCUGUAUCCUGUACUACUGAAUGAAUCUUGGCCUGAUUGCUUUAACUAAGGCAUUGUUGUUUUCAUGUCAUCAGAAGAUCCAAACCUUUGACUUUGUAGCAACCCAAACCAGAGUGGGAGGGGUGAGCCAAAUGUAUAAAGACAAAGAACUGUUUCCCAUUGAGGUGCAUAUUACAAACUAACCGUAUGUUUGUAAUAUGCACCAUGCUCUGAGCAUUAAAGUGUGACAAUACUGUAGGAGAUUUGUGUCUUUUUCUACGUUGUUAAGGUGGGAUUGUAGAAAUUGACACGACAGGCCUGUUGGGCCUUGGUGGAGGUAUGCGCACUCUGUGUAACAUUUAAGUUUGUCAUAAUGUAUUGCUCAUAUAUUUCUUUGUUUGUUUGCUGGGCUGUCUGCUAAUAGGAUCAAUCAUAUGUAUUCCCUAGUUAACCGAUUUUGCAAUUACAUUAUAACAAAUUGUCGAUUCAACUAAUGAGAGUAGAAAAUCAUGAAAAAGAGUGCAUGUAAUUCACUUUUCUGUCAGUACACAGUAUUAAUUUUUACUAGUGUGCAGAAAGUUUGAAGGCUUUAUAAUAUUGCUCAGUGAGACAUACUUUAGGUACACACUUACAGAUCACAUUCAAUUACUAUUAUCACUGUAGUUACUGUUUCACACAGAUAACAGAAACAUGUUCACUCAAACCUCUGUCCGCUCACAGCUGGAGGUCAUUCUCAAAGAAUAGCGACAACAACUUGCAUGUACAGUCAGUCACUGUCUCCUGCGGAAUAACAUCUACAGUGUUUGCAACCCGACAGCCGAGUCAUCAUUUCUCUCCUCCUCUUCGCCGCAGAAGUCGAAGCAAAGCCAGAGUAGCAUUGAGCACCCGGUCGUGUUUAAAGAUCAUCUUGUGAAAGGUUUCCAGAGGCAGGCGGCCGGUUGGAUCUGCAUGUUUCAGUGCAAUCAUGGGCAUGUACAGGCGGUUGGUCUGGUGGCGCAGAGGAGGUUCCUUGGCCGUGAUGACUUUAAUUGUUUGCUGCAGGAUAAUAGUACAAAUAUUACCACACAUGAUGCAUUUUCAUUUGCAGAACUUGUUUUCGUGACUUUUAAAAAUUAAAGAGAAAAACAAAUACGUCGCAUUACAUCACUUGCCUCAGCAACUUCUGCCGGUGUCUGGCCUAAUGAGGCAAAGACCUUUUUCGAGUAUGGCAGGUAAACUUCAUGGAAGAUUUUGGCCGUCUCCUCGUCUGUCCCUGAUAGAUCCAUCCCCUCGGCAUCUUCGUACACUUUCCUUUCAAACUCCGUCACCACAGGGCCAGGUUCCACAAGAGUCGUCCUUGUGACAGUGGACAUUUCAAAACAAGCAUAUUUUACCACUGCUUUUAACAUUGUCAUCUUACUGAUGACUUAAGGUUUGGAUGAGUGUGCGCAUUAAAUGUGAGGACAUGGGAUUACUUGAUGUUAAACUUCAUUGCCUGCACUGCCAGACUUUCACAAAAUCCUUCCACAGCAAAUUUAGAGGCAGAGUAGACGUCAUUGAACAGAAGCCCUGUGUGGAAUCAGAAAUAAAGAAACCUUUUAUCAAC